This is a messenger RNA of Gadus macrocephalus (Pacific cod), 1207 nucleotides long. It is a transcript of the gene hscb, whose product is annotated as HscB mitochondrial iron-sulfur cluster cochaperone. NCBI's taxonomy places the organism in Eukaryota, Metazoa, Chordata, Actinopteri, Gadiformes, Gadidae. The coding region runs from base 191 to 1054 and encodes 287 amino acids. Gene Ontology annotation, molecular function: protein-folding chaperone binding; ATPase activator activity. Gene Ontology annotation, cellular component: mitochondrion. The transcript is spliced from 6 exons. Gene Ontology annotation, biological process: protein complex oligomerization; [2Fe-2S] cluster assembly. The record is from RefSeq and is a predicted model, not a curated record.
GUCUGCCGAGCCGAGGGGGGCGCUACUGCUGCCUAGCGGAAACACUGGUGAUAUCUAUGUAUGCAUCCACGCACCCAGACAGCCGUGUUUAUUAUCAUACACCAUGACCGACACCAAAACUUCCUAAACACUCAUGAGCCACAUCGACUAUUGUGUCUGACUCCGGGACGCUCACAAACGGGUUUGGAUCAUGUUGUCACUGGUCGGUGCGCGGUCCAUUCAGUGGUUCAGGACCGUCCUUCCAGUGAGGUACUCUGUCGUUACGGGGGGACAAACUUAUGAUACGCAACCCACAGAGGAAGCACUAGGUAGACAUGUAAACUCCGGGCCACCCAAAGUGGGCUCAUCGUUUGUAUGUAGGACACACGUGGGGUCAUUCCGGGGUUAUUGCACUGCACACACCAAACUCAGUUGUUGGAAGUGUCAGCAGACCCUUGAAGACCAGCCAACCUUCUUCUGUCCUCUCUGCAAAGUCGUCCAGCCUGCAGAUGAGUCAGCAUCCCACUUCCAGAUUUUGAACAGUCCCCACUCAUUCACGCUGGACACACAGAAGCUUCAGAAGACGUACCUGCAGCUGCAGCGCACCCUACACCCAGACAACUUCAGCCAAAACACAAAGGAGGAGCAGCAGCACUCGGAGGACCAGUCGGCCCUGUUGAACAAGGCGUACCGGACGCUGCUCAAGCCUCUGAGUCGAGGCCUGUAUAUGUGCGUGCGGGCGUGUGUCUGCGGGGGUUCGGUAUGUAAACGAGGGGCGUGUUUCCAGUUGGAGCUGGAGGGCAUGGCCCUAGAGGAGGGGAGCGACUCCGGGGCUGACCCCAGCUUCCUGAUGGAGCUGAUGGAGCUGAACGAGGCGGUGGAGGACGCGCAGACGCCAGAGGAAGCCGACCGGAUCGGCCGCGACACGAAAGUGAAGCUAGAGGAACUGACAGACCAGAUAGACGGAGCUCUGAACAGAGGGGAGCAUGAAGCUGCGAAGGCACUGCUUAUCCGGAUGAAGUACUUUGCAACCGUUGAAGAGAAAGUGAAAGAACAACUUUCUAAGCUUAUGUGAUAUAUCUAAUUUUUAUUUGAGCAAGUUUAAAAUGUGCAGGAGCAAUUUACAUUCAAUGUGUGGUAUAUUAUAUAUUUAUAUAUGAGUUUGUUUAAUAUUUUAAAUAAAGGAAAUUUUAUUCUAAAGUAUGAAUAAAUUAAAUUGAUUAAGAAA